CGGCGCCAUGGAAACCGGAGGAGGACGCGGACCACCUUAGACGUCAAUUAUUACGGCUAAGCGCUUAUCGGGAGACGGUGUUAUACCGCGUUCGAUGCCUUACAGAACUUGACGGCCUAGUUCGGAUCAUUUUAUACAUUGUGCAAAACACCCACAACAGUAGAAACCCGCAGGGGUUUGUAAAUAAGCUUGCCUCCAAUGCACAGCGGUGGACGCUUUAAUGGGAUGUGACAUUUAACGUUGCAGGGCACUCUCCAUAUUACACUAUUAGUCCAUUACGGAGAAUGCAACACGUUCGCUGGGCAAGGGUGCCAAGGUUGACGCUUUUGAAUCAGGCACUCACGUGUUUCGUGCCUUGUUUUUUUUUUCUGACGACGUCGUUAGCCCCCGACUCGCCCUCUCCGCACAGCUUUAAGCAGAUCAACUAAGCUUCAGUCCUCUCCCUGCACAAAUCCUGCAGCCGGCUCGUCACAUGACUCGGCACAUCAUAAGUUUAUUUCCGUGUUCGCAGGGAUCCUGUAGGACACAAUGAUUCUUUAAAGCAAAUUCCCAUUUUCUCCGCGUUACCUUUCACGCUACAUUCCGGAGCUGGGGGGAGGGGGCAAUCGGGGUAAGGGAGCCGUGCAAUUUCUCCUGUAGCUUUACACUGCAAUAAUAAUAUGCUCACAAGGGUAAAAUCUGCCGUUGCCAAUUUCAUGGGAGGCAUCAUGGCUGGCAGUUCCAGUGGCGAUCACCUCAGCGGCUCUGAUCUGCCACUGAAAUUCCCGUACAUGAGACCCGAGUUUCUUGGACUGUCUCAGGACGAGAUUGAGUGCUCCGCGGACCACAUCGCCAGACCCAUCCUGAUACUGAAAGAGACCAGGAAGCUGCCGUGGGCCACGGGGUAUGCAGAGGUUAUCAAUGCUGGGAAAAGCUCACUCAAUGAAGACCAAGCAUGCUGUGAAGUUGUUACAAUAAAGAAGAAAUCAAGGUGUCACCUCAACGCGCCGAACAAAAACUCUGUAUAGAAGCGUAGGUCUUCAUUACCUAAUGGUGAAGGUUUACAGCUGAAGGAAAACUCUGAUUCAGAUGGACUUACUUUUCAUUACUGGGCCCUUUUCGAUGGACAUGCUGAUCAGGGGGCAGCUGUUGUGGCCUCCAAACUCUUACAUCAUCAUAUAGUUGAACAGCUUCAGGAUAUUUUGGAUAUUUUAAAAACCGCUGUGCUUCCUCCCACCUGCCUCGGAGAAGAUGCUGACAACACCCCAAAUUCACGAACACUUACGAGGGCUGCCUCCCUGCGGGGAGCUGCUGGUGCUCCUGGUUCUCCAAGCACCCCUCCAACCCGCUUUUUCACAGAAAAGAAAAUCCAGCAUGAGAGCUUAGUCUCUGGUGCCAUUGAGAAUGCAUUUCAAAGAAUGGAUAUGCAGAUUGAAAUUGAAAGAAGCACAUACAGCAUUUCUGGUGGCUGCACUGCACUGGCCGUGAUCUUCUUGUUGGGAAAACUGUAUGUAGGAAACGCUGGGGAUAGCAGGGCUAUCAUAAUUCGAAAUGGAGAAGUAAUACCGAUGUCAUCAGAGUUUACUCCUGAAAGAGAAAGACAACGACUACAGUUUCUGGCAUUCAUGCAGCCCCACUUGUUAGGAAAUGAGUUUACACAUUUGGAAUUCCCUCGAAGAGUCCAGCGAAAAGAAGUCGGCAAGAGGAUGCUGUACAGAGACUUUAACAUGACAGGCUGGGCUUAUAAAACCAUUGUGGAUGAUGAUCUGAAGUUUCCUCUGAUAUAUGGAGAAGGCAAAAAGGCACGGGUUAUGGCAACUAUAGGUGUUACCCGGGGACUGGGGGACCAUGAUCUGAAGGUUCACGACUCCAAUAUCUAUAUCAAACCAUUCCUGUCCUGCUGUCCAGAGGUGAGGACAUAUAAUCUGACUGAGUUUGAGCAUGGACCAGAUGACGUGCUCGUGUUAGCUACAGAUGGACUGUGGGAUGUCUUAUCUAAUGAAGAAGUAACAGAAGCUGUUACCAAUUUCCUUGCAAACUGUGACCCUGAUGAUCAAUUCAGAUACACUCUAGCUGCUCAAGAUCUUGUGAUGAGAGCCCGAGGAGUCCUGAAAGACAGAGGCUGGAGGAUCUCCAAUGACAGGCUUGGUUCAGGGGAUGAUAUUUCAGUGUAUAUAAUUCCUUUAAAAUAUGGAAACAUACAACCCUAGAUUAUUACGGUAACCGAAGGGAGCAUGAACCCCGUUUCUCCAACCCUUUUCUUAUCCCAGAACAUUAUUCUGAAAACCCAUCUCCUUUAGGAUCAAAGUGAUGACAUUUAAUUGUUGUAAAACACACUUCCCAUUUGUACGAGUGGGUUUUGCUGAAUUCCAUUAAAAAGAUGUGUUGGAUCAACCACUGUGGCUCUGUUACAAAUGAAGAAGCUUAUACAGACUUAAAAAAAAAAGAAAAAAGAAAAUCAGAAGCUCAAAUGUGGCAGGUACAGCGACAGUGGAACAAUGUGGAAGAUUACCUUUGUUGGGAACGACAAGGCAGCACUUUGUACACAGUAGUUCUCAUUGUGUAAUUUAAUUUUCCAAUUUUUUCAUCAGCUCACAUGCUCAGGACGACUGGUGGAGCAGUUUAAUUAAAUCAGAUUGGUGAGUUUUGUGGAUGCUGCACUCUGCGGUCAGUGGAGUAUUUUUGUAUUGUAGACGUCGUCAAUAGCCGUCAUUCUCUCUGAUCUACCAGUCCAAUGUUAUCCUUUUUUUAAUUUUUAACUUCGUUCAGAGCGAUUUAUUUAAACUCUUAAUGCUUGAACUGAACUUCAGUGAAAUUCUGUAUAAUGUAUAAAGAGAAAUCUCAUAUGUAUAUUAUGGAAAAAUCCUUUUACAAUCAAAUGUAAAGUGCAAGGUAUUUUAUUAUGUAUUUAAACAGUGUUGUUCUGUUGCUGUGACAUGUUGUUUUAAACCAAAAAUAGCCAUACUGCUCCUGUAUAUACCCUGCAUAUUGAAAAAUCCAUUAUUAAGGUACCCAGUGACUUGAUGGGCUAUAAGUAGAAGUGGCAUGAGCACACUGUGUGCCACAGGAUCUCACCGCAAGGUGCAUUUUGAGCCUUUCUCUUAAUCUUGUAUUUGUACUGCUCUCACAGAAUCAGCAACCAUUCUUCAUCUAGGAAACAGUGCUUAAAUAAUGAUGGAAAACGCAAGCUCUCAAGCACAUGAGGAGCGAAUUGAUUCUUUGCAAUAUAUAGAAAAGCGAAGAAGUGAGGAUGGUGUGAGAAUUCCAAUUCCUGUUUUAAGUUGCGUGUGGCAUGGUGGUGAAGAGGUCAGUGCUGUUAACCCCCAGCUGGGGGAUACCAGGUUUGAAUCCUGCACUCAGAUGGUGUCUUGUGCGGAUGCCGCGGAUGUCAGGUGGGUGUAGGUUUGACCAGUUGGUUUGACUCCUGUGUGAUUGUGCCCUGUAAUGUCCAGGGUUGUUUCCUACCUUGCACACAAUGCUGCCAGGAUAGACUGUUGCCUGCAUGUGGCUGUGGAAUAGAAAGGGCAGCUCAGAGAUAUGGAUGCAUAGUUUCAUAUUUAAAAUUUAUCUGUACAGCAGAUUUGUACACAUUAAAAGCAAUGCACUAAGCUGAUGACAGUUUUACUUUAUUGCAGUUCUUUAGGAGUUUUCUUUUAUAAAACCAGUUAUGUACAGAUUUUGAACAAUGUACAAUAAAUGUAAUGAUAGAGAGUAGAAGCAAUCAUGCAAUAUUUGGACAGUAUGCACAAAUCUAAUGCUCACCGAGUUUCCUAAUAUAUUUUAGGAUUAAUGAAUAUGGUACAUUCUAUUUUUUCAAAUGUAGUUUUCAAGUACAUUUGAAACAUAUUAAACAUUGAAUUUAUUUAUUUUGUAUACUAUAGUUUAGAAGGAAAAUAAUGUUGCAAAAUAAAAUAUUUAAAUUCUCAUAAACAGAACUGGGGUGCACUUAAAACACUGGUUUGUGUAGAUUGAAACUGGACGACUGCACAAUUUAUUUUGGUUACCUUUCGAGUAAUGGAUUUCAGAUUAGUUCCAGUAUUGUUCAGGAUUUCUAUGAAGAUACAUACAGUAGCAGUGUAAUACAAUAAACAAAUGGGACCAUUUUCUCUUCCCAAUAUAAUUCCAUCCUCACCUUUUGAUUUAUGCACUUGGAGCCGGAAUGUUGAGAUUCAAUCCCUACAGAGACGCAGUGCAGGGCAUUUACUGUGUAGCGAAUGUCAUUUGUCAAGCCGAUGACUGAUGGUAGGCCAUCUCGAUUAAGUCAGUGCACUAGAGCCAAGGAUUCUGUUCUCGACAGCAUUAUUUACACACAGCAUAAGCAUGCAGUAGACCCCAAAAUAACUCAAUGUCGCUUUAUUUAUAAUCACAGUAGCUAGAUUUUGUUAAUCUAGAAGUAUGAGACUUCAAUAGAAAUAUACUGAAUAGGCCGUCAUCUAUUACCAUACACAUAUAAUUAUUCAACUGUGUCUUUAACUGUGGGAAUUUUGUGAAAACAUCUGUGUGUAAUAUAUGAAGCAAAAAAUCGCACCAGGGCUUUAGUUGAUUUGCUGUGUUCUACAGUACACAAAGUCACAUUUUUUAUUCUGAUUUUGUAGUUGCUAUAUAGAGAAGAGCACUGCAGAUGUUCCUAUAAAAAUAAAUAAAAAAAAAAAGCAGAUACAUAAAAAGUACAUAAAAAUUAGCACUGAUCAGUGGCUGUAGGGGUUUGCUGGGGAACAGAAUCAUAAAAAAGCUGAAUAAACUCUUGAAAUGAAGUUGCAAGACUUGCAUUCUUUUUGGUUUGUUUGGAAUGCUAUCCCACGCGCCUCUUCCAUAGAUUUAUGAAAUACUGUGUUGUCAUAAAAGACCGGAACAGUUUCAAAAUGUGAUGCAUAUCAAAGGCCAAGUACUUUUUAGAUAAUAAUAAAAAAGUUGUUGUAUUUUAUGCACUGUCAUAGUAGCGUUGUGUUUUUUUUUUCUUUUUCACAGUUAAAGUAGCACUGCCUAUUUAGCCAAUCCAAGACAGUCUUCCUGUCCAAGCAGACUAUUUUUGAAUCCUUUCAAUGGGGCAAAAUAAACUUGGGCAUGAUGUAUUUUUAUGGUAUUUUUCUUUGCAUUUUUCCAAAUUAUUUCUCGGGGUAUAAUGCCCAGUUAGCAUAAACAAAAAAAAAAAAAUAGAAAAGGAAGUGGUGGUAAUAUUUUCUUUUCUUUUUUUUUCUAAAUAUUAUUUUUAAACUGGUGCUUUUUUUCAGUAGGGUUUAUAUUUUGUUCAUUUCAUUUUUUUAAGUUAAGGGUUGUGAUAAUGGUCAGGUUUAGGUUUAGGUUAUUUGAUAUGAAAACAUUCUAUACUGCUUCUUAUUAAUGAUAAAAAAAAAAAUCAUACCUUUCCCUUGUCCCACUUCUUAUUUGUGACCAUACAUUUCUAUUUCCACUAACACUAGUUUCUCUACCAGCUCACACUAUUGAUGCUACAAGCCUAACAGUUCUACCAAAAGUUCUACCAGGUAAGGAUUUUCAGUCAAAGAUUUCAUUUUCAUAAUCUUAGCUAGUUGGGGGCAACUGUGGCAUACUCCCGUGACCACUGAUUGUGUGGUUUGACAUUCCAGACGUCUCAGUCAUACCAGUCUGUGGCUUGCCCUAACUAAAUCAAACCAGUUUAAUUUUUGUUUUAAGUCAUAAGGGUAGGGCCGUGUGUGUGCAAGAGUUGAUAGCCAGUUGAAAGUUCACCUGCAACUUGUGACCAGUAGGGGCCGCUGCAGCCUCCCCAGUCUCAGACGUCACCACACAAACACAGUCCCGGAUUCAAAUAAAUGAUUUAUGAUAUUGCUAGUUCCUUCAUAAUGUGUUACAAUAAUCACAAUACCUCUUCUCUCUUUCUUUCCUCUCCUCCACACCUCCUGGUGAGCUUCGUCUUCCUUCCUCUCAACUCCAACUCCCUGGAGGAGGCUAGACAGCUCGCUUUUAUGUCAGACCCGGGAGUACUUCCAGUACCGGGUAUUAGCUUGAAGGAGGCCCUUCCGGGUCAGACGAGAGCCUCCUGAAACAAGGAGUCUCUCUCCUCGCAGCAUCCCCUGGCGGAACCCAAGGACCCUGACAGUAUUGUCCCUCAACUCCCAUACAUCCCUGCGGGUGUCACUACUGGGCCCACACCAGUGGUGCACUGCCAUCUAUUAGACUGGGGCGGAACUGCCCUGAAUGCAUGAACUCCCCCACAAUAACCAUUAAUUCAUCCCUCUGUAAGGGAUGUUGCUUCAGUCCCAACACUCACAAAUUACAAUGUUUUGGACUGCAUAAACGAAAUAGGGGCUCGUCUGUGUGAUAUCUUAUAUUUGUCUUACCAGGACAAAGAAAAAGGGUUUAGAUGGACCUAGGUUGUUGCUGAAUUCACCACACCUGGAAAACCUUUAUACAUGAUUUUCUGUCAGCAGGCCACAAGUUUUGGAAAUGUGCAACUGUUAUGGAAUUGUGUGGUUUGUCAUGCCAUGUAAUUACUAGUCAUGAAUUCUGUUUUCCUCAAGGUGGUGAGAUCAGCAGCUACAGUCAUGAAGUAUGACAUCCUCUCCAACUAGGCGUCAUGUAAAGCACCAUCGGCUUUAGAGAGCCCGUGUCAUGAGAGAUUCAGAAUACAACAAAGAUACCGAUUUCCCAUAAAACAUCCAUCAAGACACCUUCUGGUUAGCAUCAAGUAACGUGUUCCUCUCUAAGUGCUAAUAAAAAUUGCGACAGGUAAUUUGCUUGGUUGAUUGUUGGUAAUUGAGUUGAUGUUACUUCAACAACAUAGCAGUUUUAUUUGUAUGAAAUGGCUUUGCUAAACCUGCAUUUUACGGGGUUUGAUUGAAACCUACUGAUGUUGGGCACACUCAGUCGGGCAAGUAGAUGAGUUGCGAAAAGUAGUACACAAACAUUAUAAAAGCACACUCCACUGAAAGUUCUAAUAGGGCAACACGCAUUUCCCUGGUAAUGUCAAAGGCUGUAGCAACUCUCUUUGGAAUGCCCACGGAUUUCUCAUCCACCCACGAUGUCACCUUACUUCACUUGUCCUGAAAUGCACAUCUGGCAAAGUUUUUGUUUGCACAGUUCUAAAAGAUGAAAAUCUAUUCAGGUGUGACAGUAAAUUUUUAGAUGUCCAAAGCAAUACCUUAAUAACUUUGCCUUUGGUGUCUUUUCAAGUGAUAAUAUAUGUUCUCUGAAUUGGACUGUUGCCUUGAAUAGCGAGGGACUUGCAGAAAUUCAAUAUUAAUUAUAGAAUGUCAGAAGAAUCUAAUAUGUAAUUAAUUAAAUAUUUAUUGCAUGUAUUUGUAUCAAAAUUAUUCCUGUAUGUUUAUUAACUGUAAAGCUCUUCAGUUUUCCCUUUGUUAUCACACUCUUGGUGAAUUCUGUACUUGGUUUAGUCAUUUCUUGUUCCAGAUUUAACUUGUUACGUGUGAUACGUUGGUUAUUGAAAAUGGAUAGAUGGAUGUAAUUGGAAUUCUGAAAUGUGUGUAGAAAUCUGAAUAUUGCUACCUUUUACAACUUUUAAUUUGAACAGUUUUGAUGUAAACAGGCCAUUCAGCCUAACAAAGCUUACCAAUCCUGUUCACGUCAUUUUUUCUAAAAUAACUUUAAGAUGCGUUUUGGAGGUCCCUUAAAGUCCUUCUGUCUUCCGCACUACUUGAUAAAUUAUUCCAUGUGUUUAUGUUUCUUGGUGUAAAGAAAAACUUUGUAAAGAUUGCGGGAAAAUGACCCCCCAAAAGUUUCCAACUGUGUUCCUGUGUUCUUGUUGAGCUCAUUUUGAAGUAACAGUCUCAAUCCACUGGACUAAUUCCCUUAGUAAUUUUAAACCUCUUCACUCAUGUCACCUCUUAGUCUCAAGUUUGUUUAAAUUUAAAAGGUUCAACUACUUCAACCUUUCCUUAUAACUCAUCCCCUACAGUCCUGGAAUCAACCUAGUUGUUCUCUUGACUUUCUGUGGCAAUGUUAUGUGUUUUUUGUAAUGUGAAGACUAAAACUGCACACAGUACUCCAGGUGAGGCCUCAAACAAGGCAUUAUUUCAUUUAAGCACUACCGUUCCUUGGCAGAACUGUCUCCGCUGCAAACAUUCUGUCAGAAAAAGUCUGACUAGAUCAGAUGCCUACAGCUCUCACUUGUAAAUGCUACUAUGUAGAAAUGGCGAUGCCAGUUUUGCAGCAUGAACCACUUUGUAUCUGCAGUGCAGCUGCUGAGAUCUGCCCAUAGCCAACUCCAUUGUAAGUUUUGGUAUCAUUUAGUAAUCAUUAACAGUCCUGCCAUCACAAAGUACUUUCAACUCGGGUGCAUGCAGUUAAGCCGGUUCUGGAAGAGCUUAAAGUUGUCAAGAAAUCAAAGCCUGUGUAAAGUGAAAAGUAAUGCAUUUUUCAUAAAAAAGUAAUAAAGGUAUAGCCAAGCAGAAAGAAUGGUGUGCCUUAAUAUCACUUCUUUUAUAUCUUGAGGGAUAAAGAUAAAGUAAGCCAUCAGCAAAAAAAGUCAAAAUUCAAGAACAGAAAGUCGACAAGUACUAACACAUCUCAAAAAAGGUGAAGACAGGCACACUGAGUAAUAAAAGCUCACUUUUCCAUAUCAUAGGGAUGAAGCCUCUAACUAAUCCUAAAAUAAAACAAGCUUGGGAGAUAUCUUUUUUGUCUGUUGAAAUAAAUGAAUGUGAAACUCGUGUUAGGUUUGCAAGGUUUGUCAAAAAGGCUAUAACGGUCUUCCCUUAACUAAGCAAAAAAUUUUUAAAAUGUGGAAGCUGUGCACUCCACAUGUAUAUUCACAAAACAACAUUUGCACAUGGUCAUGAUGUCUGCACCAUACCCAGAGUAAAGUCCCAUGACAGCAUCAGUGCAUGACAUCAGGAGAAACAUCAGGAGAAGUAAAGACGACAAAAAAAGAAGCUUCUCUAAAAUUAAUAAAAACAGUAAGCAAAUUGCUGACAUGCCUCCAGAUCCUGAAAAUUCCAUUCCUCCUUUUUUAUGUCACUGACAGUGACUUCUGCUGGCCAUCAUCAUAUUUCCAUUCUGGGCACAAGAUUUCAGAGUAGAGUCUUGUGAUGGUUUCUUUUAGAAUAUGUACAAUAGGUCAGUCAUUGUCAAAGCUCACUUUAAAGUCAUGUCCCACUUUUUAAAAAGAAAAAAGAGCAUUGAGUUGCAUUUUUAGAAGUCUGUAAAGUCCUGCUCUCUACCACACUACUUUGUAACUUUUUCCAUGGGCGUCUAGUGUAGCUGCGUCUUUCGCGGGUUCCCAAAAUCAAACAGCUAUUGAGUUGGCAAGGUAGGACCCAGCAUGAGUCAAACACUUAACAAAAGAUAAUACUUUGUGUUUUGCUCAUGUUGCUUGAAUGCAGAUCAUCACAGCUUUACAAUUUUUCCUAAAUUAUCUCCGAGUUGGCACACGAAGCACAGAAAAGUUUAAUCUGAUAUUACUGGAUUUCUGUUUUUCUAGGAACAACACAUCUGUAGUGUUGCUCAUCUUUAUCCAAUAAGCUUUAAGGUUAACCUCUGACAACAGCAAUAACAACAUUUAUUUAUAUAGCACAUUUUCAUACACACAAUGUAGCUCACAUUGCUUUACAAAAUGAAAUAAAUGAAGUUAAUAUAAAACAUAAACAAACAAGAUUAGGCAAUAAUAUUAUACAGUAUGUAACAAAGAAAAAGGGUAAGGUUCGAGUGGCCAGGAGGAUAGAAAAAACAAAAAAAAAAAAACACACUCCAGUUAGGCUGAAGAAAAACAAAAUCUGCAAGGGUUCCAAUGCCAAAAGACCGCACAACCCCUACUGGGCAUUCUACCUAACAUAGAUGUGUUAUAGGAUAAAUCAGUCCUCAUGGUUUUUAGGCUACACUUGAUAGUAUUUGAUGAAGUCAGGUGGUGGUGGCACAGAUCACCAACACAGAAGAACCGGAAAAAGAUAGCAGAGAAUAGUGGAGAUAAUAUGGAUUGCAGAAUCCUGAAGAAUAAUUCUAUGUUCAUAUAGUCUACCAUGAAUACAACUGAGACAUAUCUACGAAAAAGCUGUAUUAAAGUAAUGUGUUUUUAGCAGUUUUUUUAAAAUGUUCCACUGUAUUAGCCUGGUGAAUUUCUAUCAGUAAACUAUUCCAGAUUUUAGGUGCAUAACAGCAGACGGCCAGCUCACCACUUCUUUUAAGUUUAGCCCUUGGAAUUCUAAGCAGACCUCCAUUUGAAGAUCUGAAGUUAUAAUUGGAGUGUAGAGGGACAGGCAUUCAAAAAUAUAGGACAGAGUGCGAUUAUUUUAUGCAUUAUAAACCUUUAGUAGUACUGUAAAGUCAAUUCGGAAUGACACGGGUAACCCAUUCAACGAUGCUAAAACUGGUGAGAUGUGCUCAAAUUUUCUUUUUCUAGUUAAGAUUCUGGUUGCUGCAUUCUGCACUAAUUGCAAUCAAUUGAUGUCUUUUUUGCGUAGUCCUCAGAGAAGUGCAUUACAGUAAUCUACACGACUGAAAAUAAAAGCGUGAACUAAUUUUUUAGUGUCUUGUAAAAUUAUAAGAGGUCUACUUUUUUGCUUUAUUCCUUAAGUGAAAAAAGCAGUCCUAGUAAUCUGGUUAAUAUGCGAUUUAUAGUUUAGGUGAGAGUCCAUGAUUACCCCUAAAUUCUUUACCUCCGUGUUGAUUUUUAACCCUAAGGGAUCAAGUUUAUUUCUAAUGCCCUUGCUAUAUUCAUAGUUUAGGUGAGAGUCAAUGAUUACCCCUAAAUUCUUUACCUCCGCGUUUAUUUUUAACCCUAAGGGAUCAAGUUUAUUUCUAAUGCCUUUGCUAUAUUCAUUUUUUCCAAUCACUAAAAUUUCUGUUUUUUACUUAUUUAGUUGGAGAAAAUUACUACUCAUCCACUCAGAAAUACAAGUAAGACACAGGAUUAGAUAGACAAGAGGGUCAUCAGACACUAUAGAGACAUAAAGAUGCUUAUCAUCUGCAUACCUGUGGUUCUUCAUCUUGUGUUUUAAAAUAAUCUGGCUGAUUGGAAGUUCUUCCCUUCCUCAUAAUUUACCUGCAACUUAUGUUACAUGCAUUUAUGUCAAACUAACUGUGCUACUUGUCUAAGUCUAGUCGAAAUCUAAGUAAUCAACAUAGAUCUCAGUGUUGACGUUUACAGUGCACCAUGCAAUACACAUGUCUCUGUUAUACGCCAUUUCUUAUGGGAUUUGUAAAAGCAGUGUUAAUGUUUGUGAUGUGCCAUCCGUUGGAAUGACAAAUGCAAUGCAUCUUAUUACUAUACAUGUUUUGUGAUGCACCAUCUUUUGGAAUGAUAUAGACAUAGCAACCAGAUGGACACACAGACAGACACUUAUACUUUUAUUAAGGUGGAUAAGUUCUGAGAUUUUUCAGCUACAGAAAACAGUUGUUUCGAGAUAAGGUAGCCACCAGAGUUGCAUGUUAAUUAGCACAUUCCUUUACUACUAUUUAUACGUGACAAAAAUUUACCCUAUAAACCUAUAUAAAUAUAUAAUAUUUUGAGAAUAGAAAUGUAAAAUGGGUUGUGAUAUUGCCUCACAGUGACAGUGCCAGACUUUUCAGAACAUACUAUAGAUGGACUUUGCUCUUUAUAAAGAGGUAAGCAAAGCCAUGGUUACCUUAGGCAGAGUCCUAGAAUAAGAAGGGUCUCAAAACAUCUGUUGAAAUUUCAAAACUAAACACUGCUAUCAGUGUUUACUAUUAAUUUCCAUCAGCAUAUCCUCCCCAGCAUUGGCUCUGAUUUUGGUGUUCCUAGAGCCCAGUUUAGUUCCCAAUUGGCCCGAUGUCCAUGUGUCACGGUUAAGAUGCUCUGGGUUCUCCCACAAACCACACAUAUGCGUUUUCAAAAGAUCAGUGAAUCAAAAUCGGCCCUGUAUAAGAGUCUGAGCACACUGAAGUGGCGUCCCUCAAAGACUUGUUUUGUUCCUUUUGUUGUCAUAAUUACCUUCAACUCCAUGCAGGCCUUUAGCUGUUUUUUUCCCAAAUAUGUCAUCCAUCUUUCCACUCAUUUUCACACGCUCUUAUUCCUGUUUUGUUCUUGGUGAGCCAGAGACUAUCCCAGGAGUACAAUUCAUAAGGCAGGAACCAACCUUGAACAGGACACCAGUCAGUUGUAGAGAACAUUCAGGACAAAUUUGGUAUAUUUUUCCUACAGACAUAUUCAAAUAAUGUAAAUACACUGGGGGAAAAAUAUGAGAGAGAUUAUAAGUCAAUCCAUGCUCUUUGAGAAAAGUGCACAAUCCAUUUUCACCGCUGCCAUGACUAACUAAGGUUGUCUACUUUUUUCCCUGUUCCUACUCAUUAUUCACACUGGGCCCUCAGCUCCUCCUCCACAUCUUUUUCAACAUCAUAAAUAGAAUGCCCUUGUAAUACAACUGGACACAGAAAACCAAGAGAUAUAACUUGCUUAAGCAAAGCGAAUGUAACAAGAUCCCAAUGUUAUGUGAUAAAAUACAAUUCGGCAGGAACAGAAAUUCUUUGUAAAUCCCAACAUAAACUAUGCCCUCAUGUGAAAGUGAGAAACCAUUUCCAAACACAACCAGGACAAGUACACACACACACACACACACACACAUCAAUGAAGUGUUUUUUUUCUGGACGCAGCUAUGAUACAGAAAUAAAAAAGACAUGACAAAAACCAAACAACUUAACAAUAUCACCUCUUCCAGACACUGCAUGCCGCUAUUCAAGUGCCAUAAGGACGGAAGCUAGAACUUUUAUCACACGUCUUACACACUCACAUAUUCAGUGAAAACAUGCCCGCAUUCCAUCACGGCACGGAGAUUUGACAUUCUUCUUAAAGGCUAAUCUGUAGACUUUAUUUAUUGACACUAGCUCAUUUAAAGAUAUGUUCAGUGCCAUGCUAUGUUUGUUGUUGUUUUUUUAUUACCAUUACUCAUGAAUGAAAGGUAAAGGUGCUUUGUGGGAACUUUUUAAUUUUGUUACAAUAAAAAAUAAAUAAAUAAAUCUGUUGAAGUUAAGCAGCUGUUGGGCCAAUCUGAAAUGUAUUCUCUGUGACUGUGAAAUGAACUGUAUGGUCAUUUUUGUAAAGAAAGGAAAAAUAAAAAGGUUUACGGGUAUUUUUAUGGUUUUGAACAUUUCAAGUGCAAUGAUAAAACUAUGGCAUACAAAAUCUGAAAAGAAAAGUGUACCUUUUCUAAAACAAUAAAUUCUCAAAACAAA
Molecule: messenger RNA, 13098 nt
Organism: Erpetoichthys calabaricus (reedfish)
Lineage: Eukaryota; Metazoa; Chordata; Cladistia; Polypteriformes; Polypteridae
Product: protein phosphatase, Mg2+/Mn2+ dependent, 1H
Biological process (GO): protein dephosphorylation
Molecular function (GO): protein serine/threonine phosphatase activity
Source: RefSeq, a predicted model, not a curated record